This is a messenger RNA of Talaromyces atroroseus, 441 nucleotides long. RefSeq lists its product as hypothetical. Lineage: Eukaryota; Fungi; Ascomycota; Eurotiomycetes; Eurotiales; Trichocomaceae. The record is from RefSeq and is a predicted model, not a curated record. The coding region runs from base 1 to 441 and encodes 146 amino acids. The transcript is spliced from 3 exons.
AUGCCCCCAACAAGCAUAAACACAAGCACAUUAUCCUCCUUCAUAACCUCCUUCUUCACUACUAGCGACACUCCAACCGCCCACGAAAAAUAUGCCCGCGAAUACUUCACCGCGGACGCAACGCUAACCAUGGGCGGGAAACGAGCCGAUGGGUUCGACGAAAUCCUCUCCCUUCGCAAAUCACUCUGGACAUCAAUUUCAUCCCGCAAACACACAGUGUCCAAGAUAUUCUUCGGUGCUGAGAACGACGCGAUGCUAUAUGGUAGAGUUGCGUAUGUCAUGAAGGGGGAAGCAGGGAUGGAGGUGGAGAUUGAUUGGGCUGCAAGGGCUGAAUUUGUCAUUGACUCUUCUUCUUCUUCGCCGAAGAUGAGGUUUUAUCAGGUUUAUUUGGAUACUGCUGCUCAACAAGCUGCCGCUGCUGCGGCGGCGCGGCAUAAGUAA